Molecule: messenger RNA, 3103 nt
Organism: Oncorhynchus tshawytscha (Chinook salmon)
Lineage: Eukaryota; Metazoa; Chordata; Actinopteri; Salmoniformes; Salmonidae
Product: cell adhesion molecule 2-like
Exons: 8
Coding region: 1-1353 (450 amino acids)
Source: RefSeq, a predicted model, not a curated record
AUGUGCCUCCCGCUGUGCCUCUGCCCCCUCUGCCUCCCCCUUCUGCCUCCCUGCUGUGCCUCCCCCUCUGCCUCCCCGCUGUGCCUCCCCCUCUGCAUCCCCGCUGUGCCUCCCCCUCUGCCUCCCCCUCUGCCUCCCGCUGUGCCUCCCGCUGUGCCUUCCCGCUGUGCCUCCGCCUCUGCCUCCCCGCUGUGCCUCCCCGCUGUGCCUUCCCGCUGUGCCUCCCCCCUCUGCCUCCCCGCUGUGCCUCCCCGCUGUGCCUCCCCCCGCUGUUCCUCCCCGCUGUGCCUCCCCCUCUGCCUCCCCGCUGUGCCUCCCCCCCGCUGUGCCUCCCCCUCUGCCUGCCCCCGCUGUGCCUCCCCGCUGUGCCUCCCCGCUGUGCCUCCCCGCUCCUUGAGGGACAACCGGAUCGAGCUGGUUCGGGCAACGUGGGCGGAGCUUACCAUCAGCAUCAGUGACAUCAGCCUAUCAGACGAGGGCCAGUACACAUGCUCCCUGUUCACCAUGCCUGUCAAGACCACCAAGGCCUUCCUCACUGUACUGGGAGUCCCAGAGCGACCAGAGAUCACAGGGUUCACUAAGCCAGCCAUGGAGGGAGAUGAGAUCACUCUGAUCUGCACCACAUCUGGCAGCAAGCCUGCGGCACACAUCCGCUGGUUCAGAAACGACAAGGAAGUAACAGGCACUAAGGAGGUCAACGCCACAGGGAAGUCGUUCACAGUGAAGAGCACUCUGCAGCUGCAGGUGGAUCAGAGUGAUGACGGGGUGGCCUAUACCUGCAGUGUGGAGCACGUGUCUCUUUCUUCCAACCCUUACCAGGUCACAGAGGUCCUGGAGGUCCAUUACGCCCCCCAUGUGGAGAUUUCCCACUCCGUGAUCAUCCCUCAGGAAGGACAGUACUUUAAACUGGAGUGUGUCUCCAAAGGGAACCCACUACCAGAGCCAGUGUUGUGGUCUAAAGAUGGAGGGGAGCUGCCUGAUAUAGAGAGGAUGAUUGUAGAGGGCAGGGAACUCACCAUCACCGCCCUCAACAAGACAGACAACGGCACGUAUCGCUGUGAGGCCAGUAACUACCUGGGGACUAGUGGAGCUGAAUAUGUCCUGUUUGUAUACGAUCCCAAUGCACCAGGACAGCAGGACCCUGACCAUGCAUUAAUUGGAGGUGUUGUGGCUGUGGUUGUGUUCAUCACCUUGUGUUUGAUCAUAGCUCUAGGGCGGUAUCUGGCUAGGCAUAAAGGGACGUACCUAACACACGAGGCUAAAGGAUCCGAGGAUGCCCCUGACGCAGACACAGCCAUCAUCAACGCAGAGGGGAACCACGCAGCAGAGGAGAAGAAAGAGUACUUCAUUUAGACCUGUUCUUUCCAUUUCGUUCCGUCUCUUUUCCUUUAUGUUUCCACCUCUGUUCUUUCUGUUUGAUUUCUUUCUUUCACCAGAGGCAGGGGCGGACUAGGACCAGAUAUCGGCCCGGGCAUUUCAAACGCAUCAGCCCAUUUGUUUCCUUGAGGCACCCACUAUUAAGCAAAUACAUUUUUUUAAAUUCUGGCCCACUGGCAUUUGCCAGAAUUGCCCUAUGUCCGGUCCAUCUCUGCCAGUCGACCAACACAGUCUGCAGUUGGCUCAGUGCUGCUGGGGCAGGAACCAGUUCUUUGUCCCCUCCACUCCUUUCCCGAAAGAGAAAGCUCAAGUUUGGUUUUACUGGUCGGUUUUAACAAACAAAUCGAUAAAAAUGCUGCCUUGUUUUUACUGCAAAUGUACUCCGCUACUUGUACUCAGUGUUUUAAAAAGAGCAGAUCCUGUUUCAUUCAGGUUUUAGCACCCAAAUCUUUGUUGUCAUGUUUUAUUUGACAUUUCCUAAAUAUACAGACCGUUUUCAAUCUGCUUCUGACAUGUUUGUUUCAACUCUUAGUUUUUUUUUUUUUUUUUGGAGGGGGGGUUUGUGUCCCCCUACUCCCCUCACCAUCCCUGUUAUAUACCUUUUGCAGAUAUUUCCAUCAGGAAGCGGAACGAAAUGUGCUUCAUCUGACUCCGGAAAACAUUGGCUAUGCCGAUAAUUAUGCUUUCAGAGAAAAACAUGUGAACAACAUGUGACAACGAGGCACACAAUUAGGCUCUCAUGUUGUGGAAAAUGAUGGAAGUACAAUAAACUGAAUAGUUCUGACACGCACAAAAAAAAUAAAAAAUAAAAAUAAUAAUUAAUUAAUUAAAAAAAAUAUUUAAAAAAAUUAAAAAUUUUAAAAAUUAAAAAAAAAAAAGUUUAAUAAAAAUUAAAAAAUGAAGCACAAUCUGUAUGAUUGUUUCUGUUUGAAUGUGGAUAUUAUAUGAUAUCCUCUUUUAGCUUUAUUUGUAUAUUAGUAUAGGCCAUAGUCUCAUCUCAUAUAGAAAGAAACCACAGAGAGAAACAAAAGUAUAAUUAAAGCACAAAGUCUCAGACAAACGGAGAAAUACUUCUGCACCAAGCAAUUCAUUAUCUCAGGAUUCAAUACGAGUCUAAAUUCACUGAUGUUUUCAGACCAAUGAUUGGAGAUUCGGGGUACCAGGAUUCAAUGUGGCUGCGGGUUGUCAAGGGCCGUUUGACCCAAAAAAUCUUAUUCACAGUAAACACUGCAGAUGUCGGGCUCAAUGGGGAAUCAGGGCAGAGCUACAGCGUUGUUUGUCAGACCAGGAGACAUUCCCGAAAAAAAUGGGUUUCUUCUCGCAAAAAAAAAAUGUCUUUAGCGUCCGAACGGUUGGGCCUGCUAACUCCGUUCUGCUCGUCUGAAAAGGUAACCCAUACAACUGAAUGCUAGUAUGGAGGUAGUUAAGUGCCAACAAAUAUAAGGAGAUAAAUAUGUGUCAAAAAAAAAAUAAUAAUAAUAAUAAUAUUUCCAGAACUUUCUUAAGUCUCCUAGAUAUAGGACAGACAACCUUAUUCCUCAUGAUACAUUUUUUUAACUGUUUUUUUAAUGCUAUUUAUGAAUGUUAUGUUCAUUGCUUUUCCUAUGGGCUACAGUAGUAAAGGACAAAUUCAAUCUGUAAUCUUGUUUUUUUACACACAUAUAUAUAUACAUAUAUAUAUAUAUAUAUAUAUAUAUAUAUAUAUACACCUAAAGGGGUUCUAAAA